AUGACCGCCGGAUUAAAAACCAUCAUCUCCCUCUCCUUCGUCCUAGCAAUCGGCUUCCUCCUCGUCAUCCUUUCAUGUGCCCUAUUUAAGCAAUACCUCCCCCUCCUUGUUGUUGCAACAUAUGUGUUAGCUCCACUACCGAACUGGAUUUGUGGACGAUGCGCGAAUCCGGACGAUUUUGGUGAUAGCGGGGGUGCGAAUGCAAUUGUAGAUUUCGGAAGAUUCUGUACGGGGUUCUUGGUGAUCAUGGGAAUUGCACUCCCAGCUGUACUGGCACAUUCGGAAAUUAUCCGCAUUCCUGCCAUGAUCAUGUCUAUUAUUGGGGGGGUGCUCAUCUACGGCACUGUCAUUAGCUUCGGGCUGUUCUUCCAAGAGGAGCAGGAGUUCUAG
Messenger RNA from Venustampulla echinocandica, 390 nucleotides. Its product is annotated as Vacuolar protein sorting 55. Gene Ontology annotation, biological process: late endosome to vacuole transport via multivesicular body sorting pathway. Lineage: Eukaryota; Fungi; Ascomycota; Leotiomycetes; Helotiales; Pleuroascaceae. The transcript is spliced from 3 exons. Gene Ontology annotation, cellular component: endosome; Vps55/Vps68 complex. The record is from RefSeq and is a predicted model, not a curated record. The coding region runs from base 1 to 390 and encodes 129 amino acids.